AUGAGGCCUUCGGUAAUGUACUUUUUUCUCGUUUGCCUCUGGACGUCUACUACGGCCGCGCAUGGCUUCAGCGCAAGAAGUCUCACGAGCAUCACCCACCAACGCCUCGUGCAGCAGGACGCGUGGGGAGGUCUCUCAGAUGCCUUGCAGUCUGCGGGAGAAGCGAUCUCCUCUGCAGCCGAGAAUGUUGUAGGCUCUGUGACCGACACAGCGGCGAAGGCUAUGCUAGGCGACCGGGCCGUUGAUUCAUUCGAACUUCCACCUCCCACAAUCCGCCAGAUCAACAAAGAGGUAGUUCUGUGCGUGGUGGCGUUGUUAGCAGUCUUGGGCGCGGGCUAUGCGGCUGAUUUGUAUUUGCCAGCCAGGAAGGUGCUCACACGGCCAUCCUACUCUUGCAUGGCCAUGCUGCUAGGCAGCUAUGCCAUCCUCAUCCCAGGAUUAGUGUCGAACUUGUUCGAGUUCUUGCUGGGUGUCCAAAUGCUUGGCAUCAAUGUCUUGCUGACGGAGGUGGAUGGGGAGCCAUCGCCCAUUGCUGAGUCCACGUUUGGACUGGUUCAUCUUUUAUGUCAGACUGGUGGCUAUGUUGGCGCCGUGCUGGUGGUCCUUUAUGCUAUGGUGAUUCCAUCCGUCAAGCUCAUUGCUUUGGUUUCGGCAGAGAUCUGGCGCGACAGCGAGGACCCGCGGAAAGUGCAGAGAUCCAAGCGCUUCAUUCAGGUCGUGCAGUUCAUCAGCAAGUGGGCAUGCCCUGAUAUGUUCGCCUACAUUCUCCUCCUGUACCUCUUCCGGCACCUUGAUGGUCAGGGUGGCAUCGUUGUGGCACCAGCCCGGCUGGGCAUUGGUUUUGCUUGCUUCAGCAUCUUCUGCGUGUUCUCCACCUUCUCAACACUCAUGAUACGGGUGCCAGACACUGCAGAUGAUCUAAGCGACGAUGUAGCGCGCCCAAUGCUCGCGCGCUGGUUUGGCAUCGAGAACAUCCAGAUGGUGACGGCGGCGCUCGCCCUUAUGUUUCUGGUCCUGUUUGGCCUUGGACUCGCCAUGCCGGUCAUGGUCCUCUACCUGGAUUCGAACCUCUUGAUCAAGCCACGAGGGCCCCUGGACCCAUCAAUGAAGCCCAUCGUCGACACGUUGCACAUCGAGGACCUGGUCAACUCCGAGGUAACUAUCUUUUCGGCAACUGCAGCGCUUGCGAAGUACAUCGCCUCGGGCGAACUGAAUGAUAUUUUCGCUGUGGUGAUGCUGACCGUGUUCGUGAUGGCUCUGCCGAUCGUCAACAUGUUCUGCCUGCUUGCAGCAUCUUGGCACUUGCGGUCCAAGCAGCCGGACACUGCAGCAGCCUGGCAGUUCCUUCGCCACUCGACCUGGCUGAAGCACAUUUCCAUGCUGGAUGUCUUCAUCAUGGGUAUCAUCGUGGUCACCGCUGCCGGGAGUGCCUACUCGCAACAAGGAGUCCUUUUUGGAGUGAUGGUGGGCCUGUGGAUCCUUCUCUUGGCGGAGGUCACGCAUUAUUUCACACACUAUCAGGUUCACGGCGUCUACCGCUUUCUGGAGAACAAUGCGGAAAAGCAGUGA
Symbiodinium natans is the source of this 1569-nucleotide messenger RNA. The record is from the annotation of a GenBank genome assembly. NCBI's taxonomy places the organism in Eukaryota, Dinophyceae, Suessiales, Symbiodiniaceae.